Lepisosteus oculatus (spotted gar) is the source of this 1240-nucleotide messenger RNA. Its product is annotated as SPARC-like. The record is from RefSeq and is a predicted model, not a curated record. NCBI's taxonomy places the organism in Eukaryota, Metazoa, Chordata, Actinopteri, Semionotiformes, Lepisosteidae. Gene Ontology annotation, biological process: anatomical structure development. Gene Ontology annotation, molecular function: extracellular matrix binding; collagen binding; calcium ion binding.
GUCUUACCAGGCUGCUCAGACUCUUGCUGUACUCUGCAUGCGCAAGCUCUGAUGUGAGCAAAAAGUAGCCUGCUCUCCAAACAGGGCGAAGUAUCAUUACCAUGAAGCAGCUCAGCAGAGGGCUGAUGAUAUUCAUUGCUGUCUCUGUGACUCUGUCUACCACCACGGGUUCCAGAAGUCAAAGCAGAAGGAUGUUGAUCAACAAUCAAGGAAAACUAAUAGCAGUAACUGUAGCAGAUGAAACAGUAGGUAACCCCUGUCUACAGAAGAAAUGUUUAAAGCCAAAGGGAUCGUGGUGUCAAGUGUUCACUGGAGAGAAUGGAGUGCAGAAAACGAAAUGCGUUUGUCCAAGAGCAUGUUCAAGUAAACUGGAUCCGGUGUGCAGUAACUAUGGACGACAGUAUAACAACGAAUGCUUGCUUCAUAAGGAAGCCUGCAGCAAGCGCAGAUACAUUAAAGUAUCUUAUUAUGGCAAGUGCUUAGCCAAACAGGCACCCUGCUCUAAGGGAGAACUUGCUGAAUUCCCCUACCGGCUGCUGAACUGGUUCCUACAUCUGAGAGAAAUUGACGAGUUUGAGAAAGUGAAUGACUCUUCAACCCAUGCCUUCAUGAGCAAGAGAGAAAGAAAAGGCCUUGCCAAGUGGAGAUUUGAUCUGUUGGAUGUGGGCAAAGAUGGGGUGCUCAGUAAAAGAGACCUGCUGGAAUUCCGUUAUCACCUGAUGCCUUUGGAGCAUUGUGCAAGUGAGUUUUUCAAGUCUUGUGAUGCAGAUGGAGACCAAAGUGUCAGUUUGCAAGAGUGGAUUUAUUGUCUUGUUGAAAAGUCGGAGAAGUGGUAUGAAGGAUUUAUGGCUAGGAAAAUGGGAACAAAGGAGAUCUGGAUCAAACCCAAAAGGAAGGUCUAACUAUGAGCUGUACUGUACCCUACUUUCACACCUUGGGUUUACUGUGGCUCAUUCCUCUGUUUGAUGGAUGUUACUGAAUGGCGGUGCUCUUUUGAUCUUCUAGCAAAAUAUGUUAGUCCUGUGUUCAGAAUACAGCAAGGAAAGCAAAGAGUCCUCUUUAUCUUUUAUUUCAAAUGGUAGUUGACUACAGAGAAAACGCAGAGAAGAAGAAACUGCAAUGUUUUCACAUUUACGCAUAUUCACAUUCAUAUGCCAGCAUGCAGGCUCAAUAGUCCUUUCACAAAAUUCCCAUUUAUAUGUAUCACACACAUUCAAUUGUUGAGUCACUAAAUAAAUAA